CAAUGAAUUGCAAAAAUGGCAGGAAGAAAGAGAAAGAAGGAAUCUACAUUCUACGGUGUACAGUGCACGCACACUGGGCAGAGCUACUCUCGACUAUCGAAGCGCAAUAAUAAAGAAUACUCACCGGCGUCGCUGUCGUUUGACUGUUGUUCAGCUGAGAGCUUCAAUCCGAAUUCGAAUUAAAAAGGGAUUAAGCUAUGGAGGCGAGCAGAAUUUUGGGGAAUACGACAACCGCAAAACGCCAUUUUUGUUUGGAAACGAGAGAAUUUUGUUUGAAUUAGUUAUUACCUUUUGCCACCGCCGGCGCCUGCCUUGGCCGGGAAACCAUGCGGCGGCUAUCCCGUCACUUCCGCCGCUAAUUUACAACGAAUUAACGAAAUCCUCAAAUGCAUUCACUCAAAAGGUGAACGGCUACGGUGCUAAUUGUACAGUAGUUAGCACCGUCCUAACCAAGAGAAAAACUACUAUUAGUUUGAAUUAGUAGUGAUUUAGCUUAGAUGUUGUAUUGAUUUUAUAAUAAUCCGUAGUGAUUUCGUUAUUUUUAGUAGCGUUUUUUGCUAGUUAUCACGGUGCUAUUUAUUCGCUCGACAAAACUAACCAUCAAUAUUUUUACAAAAAUUAGGAGUCAACUUAAUCGAUAAUGUGAUCGAUCUAAUUAACAAUAUGGUCGAUAUGAUUGGUUUUGUCGACCUGAUUGAUAAUGUGAUUGACCUGAUUAAUCUUAUGAUUAAUCGAAAAAUCGCAACUAACGACAUUUUGAAUGGAGAAUGUGACUAAUGAGGUGUUCGGCAUGUUUCGGAUUGUAGGAGGGUGUGUUUGUUAAGAAUGAAAGUAGAAGGGUGUAUUUGUCAAUGAAAGCAAAGUAGAAGGGUGUGUUAGUAAGUAUAUAAGUCUUUUUUUUUCAAAUUCAAGAAGCAAACGACUCCGUUGACCGUUGCAGCGUAGCGAAAGUUUUACCAUUUGGAUUUUGGGUGCCGGCCGCCGCCCAGCCUACCGUGAUCCAGCCGCCGGCUACCUGUUCGUCAGUUCCCGGCGACAAUCAGCUGCCUCCACCUCUUGUCUCUUCCUUUCUUUCCCUCUUCCACGCUCCAGGUAUGCUUCUUAACCAUUCUUGAUCUAUGAUUUGCGGAGGAUGGUGUCUGUAGAUUGGAAUUUCUAGGGUUCUUGAAUACGAAAGUUCGGGGGAAUUCGAAAAUUGAUGGAAUUAAUGGUUUUUCAAUCUCAAUAAUCUGACAAUCCCUCGUUUUCCAUUGAUUUCUAUAUGUAAUUCGUGCUUAAACGUGGACUUGGCUGAAAAUUUGCAUUUCUUUGGGUUGACACAAGCACAACGGAACUAGGAUUACUUGGUAUUUUUGCUUAUUCCAAUUCAUCUGUUCUUGGUUUUCACUAAUUACAAAUCUUCUUUUCACAGAAACAACCUCUACCAGCUGCAUUUAGUUCAAUUCAGACUUCCGGUGAUUGUUGGUUCAGUGCUUGCAAUGAGUGAACCUCCUCAGUACCCUCCAGUCGACCCAACAACAUUUGACCUCGUUGUCAUCGGGACGGGUUUGCCUGAGUCUGUGAUUGCAGCUGCAGCUUCCACUUCUGGGAAAUCAGUCCUUCAUCUUGAUCCAAACCCCUUUUAUGGCUCUCAUUUCGCGUCUCUAUCCAUUCCAGAACUCACCUCUUUCUUGAAUUCCAGCUCUGCUCCUCCCGUCUCCCUAUCAUCCUCACAGGCUGCUGACGGUGCAACUGAAGACCCUAAGUUUUCUAUCAUCAAUCUCAGUUGCCGAUCUCUUUACUCGGAUGUUGAGAUCUCCUCUUUGUCCCCAACGUUAUUGGAAGAAUGCUCUAGAAAGUUCCUUCUGGAUGUAUCUGGUCCUAGGGUAUUAUUUUGUGCAGACAAGGCCAUUGAUCUUAUGAUGAAAUCCGAGGCAAGCCAGUAUGUGGAAUUUAAGGGCAUUGAUGCCAGCUUCAUUGGUGAUGGGAACGGGGCAUUAUCGGCAGUUCCUGAUUCCCGGGCUGCAAUAUUUAAGGAUAAGAGUUUGAACUUGAUUCAGAAGAAUCAGUUGAUGAGGUUCUUUAAACUGGUACAAGGGCACUUAAGAGCUACAGCAGCAGCAGCAUCUACUAUCGAUGAAAACCAAAAUGAAGAAGGUGAAGUACAAGAGGCUGCAAGCAUGAUAUCAGAGGAAGAUUUGGAGAGUCCUUUCGUCGACUUCUUGACAAAAAUGCAGCUGCCACCAAAGAUUAAAUCAAUCAUACUAUAUGCUAUAGCCAUGGCGGACCAUGAUCAGGAGAACAGGGAAAUUUCUAAGCACCUACUUAAAACAAAAGAUGGAGUUGAUCGUUUAGCUCGCUAUCAGUCAUCAAUCGGAAGGUUUGCAAAUGCAUAUGGGCCUUUUAUUUAUCCUAUAUACGGUCAAGGGGAACUACCACAAGCAUUUUGCCGUCGAGCAGCCGUGAAGGGUUGCAUUUAUGUGUUGCGGAUGGGAGUGGUUGGCUUACUUGUGGAAAAGAGUAGUGGCAGUUACAAGGGUGUAAAGCUGGCUUCUGGUCAGGAGUUGUUUAGCAAUAAACUUCUUCUGAAUCCAGCAUUUACUAUUUCUUCACCAAGUACAUCUCCAGCGGAUCCUCUCUGCGUAAAAUCUCCGCAUCUAACUGUCCAAACAGUCAAAAGCAAGGUGGUUAGGGGAAUUUGCAUUACAAAACGUUCUUUGAAGCCAGACAUAUCAAAUCUUUUGGUUUUAUAUCCUCCUCAAUCAUUGUACCCAGAGCAGUUCACACCAAUUCGAGUUCUUCAGAUUGGUGGCAACUCAGCCAUAUGUCCCGUGGGAAUGUUUGUACUCUACCUUUUGGCUUUGUGCGAGGAUGGUGCUGAAGGGAAGAAGUUGCUGAAUGGAGCCAUGAGUGCGUUGCUAGCUUUCCCUGAUUGUUCCAAGUCUGAUUCUGUAGUUCAUGAUGAAAAUGUUAGCCAGACAGUUGGUUCCGAGGAAGGCAAACCGGCACUGCUUUGGAGUGCAUUGUAUGUUCAGGAGAUGCAGACUAUGGGACGAUCCGAUUUCAUCACGUCCACUCCCACCCCCGACGGAGAUCUGGACUACAGUUCACUUUUCGAUGCUACACUAGAGCUGUUUCAAACAAUGUAUCCAAACACCGAUGUUUUUCCAGAGACGAGCUCAUCCGAGGAGCAUGGUGGAGAGAAUCUGGAGAGUUGAAAUCCAAAGGCAGUCCCAAUUCCUUCUUUUUCUGGUGUUGUGAAUAUAUGUUUUGAUGGUCUCAUGACUGGUAAUCUUCGCUUGAAUAGUUUGUUGUAAAUGCUCCGGUUCAAAUUCUACACUGCUAAAUGAGUCAAUUUGCCCCAAUUGGAUUAAAACGAGACACUUGGGUCAAAUUAAUCCAUUAUAGAGGAAGGAAUAUCAGAGAAAGGAAUGAUGGUCGACAAAUAACCGAACCAUCAAUAAGAGAGUCUUUUUUCG
Molecule: messenger RNA, 3458 nt
Organism: Linum trigynum
Lineage: Eukaryota; Viridiplantae; Streptophyta; Magnoliopsida; Malpighiales; Linaceae
Source: the annotation of a GenBank genome assembly